Molecule: messenger RNA, 665 nt
Organism: Elaeis guineensis (African oil palm)
Lineage: Eukaryota; Viridiplantae; Streptophyta; Magnoliopsida; Arecales; Arecaceae
Cellular component (GO): respiratory chain complex I
Source: RefSeq, a predicted model, not a curated record
GCACCUCUUCCCCCGAGGAAGCUUCGAGGGACCCACAAAUUGGGAGCGAAAGAAGAGAGUUCUCUCCUUAGGAUUUCGAGUUCCCUCAUCUUGCUUCGGGCGAAGAAAUCCUAGGCUCGGAUCGCCAUGGCUGCCAGGAUUGCCGCGAGGUACGGGACGCGGAGGCUCUCCUCCGGCGGGAAGGUCCUCAACGAGGAGGAGAAGGCGGCGGAGAACGUUUACAUCAAGAAAAUGGAGCAGGAGAAGUUGGAGAAGCUUGCACGCAAGGGUCCUAAACCAGGAGAGCAACCUGUGGCGAAUCCAGAAGCUCCAGCAACUGAUGCAAAGCCAACCAGGGCAGCAGGCUCGUCAACCUCUGGUGUUUCAACUGACCAGAACCGGAACUAUGCCGUACUUGCUGGCACGGUUGCUGCUGUUUGUGGCCUGGGCUGGUAUCUCUUAUCCAAACCCAAGAAAUCUGAAGAACCUGUGGACUGAAGCUCCACGGAUGUAGACGAGAUUGGAAACAUCUGCUAUUUUCUUUAGUUGUUCGUCUUGCUUUGCACAGGCAUGUUGCUUGUGAAACUCGGUUUUUUGCUCCAUUUCCAGCUGAGCUUAUGCAGUCCAUUUUGAUUAAACCAAACUAUAUGACUUCAAUAAUAGAAGUUGCUUUCAUUUUCCUGUUA